UUUCGUUCAGCGUGUGCCAGAUUUUGUUGAAGUUGUUUUCUUAGUUUAUUUUGUCCGAUACAUAAUAAUAAUAUACACAAUUUAAAUCAUUCGGAGGCAAAUUUCGUGCUGUUUCUUUGUGUAGAAAGUCUUUACAUUUAUAAUUUUUAUUUUGUGUAUAAGAAGCGUCAAAAGGCAUCGCAAUGGAUCAGAUGCUAUCUAGUCCUUAUAACAUACCGGGGAUUGGUACCCCUUUGCACCAACCCGAGGAGGACCAGCAGAUUCUGCCGAACGCGCUGCAGCAGCAGCAGCAGCAACAGCAGCAGCAACCACAGCCGCAGAUGCAGUCCCUGACGAUGAGCUCUCCGCUCGUAGGCUUCGGAGGGCUAAUUGGCACUCCACAGCGCUCCAUGCACACAUACGCUCCCACCGCCAGCUAUGCCACUCCACAGCAGAUGAUGCAGCCACAGACCCCGCAAAACAUGAUGUCGCCGAUGAUCACAAGUGGAAACCUAGCCAGCCAACAGAUGAUGUCCCAAGCCAGUCCUGCUCCCAUGACUCCUAUGACACCACACUCUGCAGACCCUGGGAUUCUGCCACAACUGCAGAACAUAGUAUCAACAGUAAAUCUAAAUUGCAAGCUAGACUUAAAAAAGAUCGCCCUCCACGCACGCAACGCCGAAUACAACCCGAAGCGAUUCGCAGCCGUGAUCAUGCGUAUUCGCGAGCCACGCACCACGGCACUCAUCUUCUCCUCGGGAAAGAUGGUCUGCACGGGCGCCAAGAGUGAGGAGGACUCUCGGCUGGCCGCGAGGAAAUAUGCUAGAAUUAUACAGAAGUUGGGGUUUACUGCGAAGUUCCUCGACUUCAAAAUCCAGAACAUGGUCGGAAGUUGCGACGUCAAGUUCCCCAUCCGCCUCGAAGGCUUGGUGCUCACCCACGGCCAGUUCAGCUCCUACGAGCCCGAACUCUUCCCCGGACUCAUCUACCGAAUGGUCAAACCUAGAAUAGUCUUAUUAAUAUUUGUCUCCGGCAAAGUAGUAUUAACAGGUGCCAAAGUACGACAAGAGAUUUAUGAAGCCUUUGAUAAUAUUUAUCCAAUUUUGAAAAGUUUCAAAAAACAAUAGUUUUCAUAAAUUUGCUCCUAAUUUGUUGCUAAGUUAUAUUCUACGAAGUUCAUUUUGAGUUGUGAAAAAGAGCUUGAGGAGCUAUUUUUUACGGAGAUUCAGUCUAGCAUUCGUUUUUACAAUAAAAUUAAGUUCUAGAUUUAAGGAUUAUUGAUAAAUAAAUAAGCAGAAUGAA
Messenger RNA from Leguminivora glycinivorella, 1281 nucleotides. It is a transcript of the gene Tbp, whose product is annotated as TATA-box-binding protein. The record is from RefSeq and is a predicted model, not a curated record. Gene Ontology annotation, molecular function: DNA binding; RNA polymerase II general transcription initiation factor activity. Gene Ontology annotation, biological process: DNA-templated transcription initiation. The coding region runs from base 183 to 1106 and encodes 307 amino acids. Lineage: Eukaryota; Metazoa; Arthropoda; Insecta; Lepidoptera; Tortricidae. The transcript is spliced from 4 exons.